Messenger RNA from Porites evermanni, 576 nucleotides. Lineage: Eukaryota; Metazoa; Cnidaria; Anthozoa; Scleractinia; Poritidae. The record is from the annotation of a GenBank genome assembly.
AUGAAAGCAACAGUGGAAUAUGAAAACGAUUUAUCGACGAAUGAAGAAAUGGUGGCCUUUCCUUCUGUCGUCAUACCAUCACCACCGCCGAUUACAGGACCCGAUUGGAGACAAGACGCAGAUCCUUACUUUCUACUUCCCUAUAUCCUUUUCGAUCCUCUUGGACAACAUCCGGCUUUUCGCGCCAAAAAAAGAAAACUGUAUUGUCGUUUGUGCGCUGAAGAUGGAAGAUGUUCUUUGCUAUCAAUGGGAAGCGUCAAUGAAUGGAAUAAUGCAAGAAAAGACAGAUCAAACCCCCUAAUGUUGUUCGACGUUGAAAGUCCAGUGCUGCUUGUAAGCAAAGUAUAUAAAUGUGAGCAUGGUCACGAUAUACCCGCAGGCUAUUUCCACGACACCUCAGAGGAUUAUACGUGCGUGCCAUUUGUUCUCACACACCGAUCUGGUAUGACUAUGCGAUUGUCAAAUGAAAUUGAAGAUUUAUUAGAUAGAGGAUUAGCAAUAUCGGCUGUUGAAGAGCUCAUAAAAGAAAGGUACAAAAGAACAUUAAGAAACAGGUUUUCUCAAAUUUCUAAAUGA